AGGCCGCCCGGGCAGGCAGUCCGCGGGUCGGGAGAGGUGCUGACAGGGCGGGGCCGCCGCUCGGCACUGCCGGCCUCACCCCUCCCGCCCGGGACAGGUGGCUGGAGCGUGCCCCGCCCCCGCCAGCUGCGGGGGGAGCAAGGAGGGCCAGCCAGCCCCGGACGGCUGCCGCCAGCUGCGAGGGAGAGUGAGCGAGGGCCAGUCCGGGACGGCCGGGCGAGGAGUCCGGCGGCAGCAAACGAGUAUCGUGGCGGCCAAAAAAAUGCUUCUGUACCGAGGGGCCCCCGCAGGCCCUGGCGCGCCGGGCAGCGGGCUGGCCCGGCCGAGCGGCGGCCCACAGGCCUUCGGGAUCCGCCUGAGCACGAUGAGCCCCCGCUACCUACAGAGCAACUCCAGCAGCCACACGCGACCCUUCAGUGCCAUCGCGGAGCUGCUAGAUAAUGCUGUAGAUCCAGAUGUAUCUGCCAGGACAGUCUUUAUAGAUGUUGAAGAGAUCAAGAAUAAAUCUUGUUUGACCUUUACUGAUGAUGGAUGUGGGAUGACACCUCAUAAACUACACCGAAUGCUCAGCUUUGGCUUUACAGAUAAAGUAAUAAAGAAGAGCCAGUGUCCCAUCGGCAUCUUUGGUAAUGGUUUCAAGUCAGGUUCCAUGCGGCUAGGAAAGGACGCUCUUGUCUUCACCAAGAAUGGGGGUACGCUCACUGUUGGACUCCUAUCACAGACCUAUCUGGAAUGUGUCCAGGCCCAGGCAGUUAUUGUACCAAUUGUUCCAUUCAACCAGCAAAACAAAAAAAUGAUCAUCACUGAGGACUCCUUGCCCAGCCUAGAAGCCAUCUUGAACUAUUCCAUUUUCAACAGUGAAAAUGACUUGCUGUCCCAGUUUGACGCCAUCCCAGGCAAAAAAGGCACUCGGGUUCUCAUCUGGAACAUCCGCAGAAAUAAAGAUGGAAAAUCUGAGUUGGACUUUGAUACAGAUCAAUAUGACAUCCUGGUAUCAGACUUUGGCACAGAAGAAAAAGAGACUGGUGAUGUUACCUGUGAGCUGCCAGAAACAGAGUAUUCUUUACGGGCAUUUUGUGGUAUUCUGUAUAUGAAGCCACGAAUGAAAAUUUUUCUGCGUCAAAAGAAGGUGACUACUCAGAUGAUUGCCAAGAGCCUGGCUAAUGUAGGAUAUGAUUUAUAUAAACCUACUUUUACUAAUAAGCAAGUGAAAAUAACUUUUGGGUUCUCUUGCAAGAAUUAUAACCAGUUUGGAGUCAUGAUGUAUCAUAACAACCGACUCAUAAAGUCUUUUGAGAAGGUGGGAUGCCAGGUGAAGCCAACUCAUGGAGAAGGUGUGGGAGUAAUUGGAGUCAUCGAGUGCAAUUUCUUAAAACCUGCCUAUAACAAACAAGACUUUGAAUACACCAAGGAGUACCGGUUGACAAUAAAUGCCCUUGCCCAGAAGCUCAAUGCUUAUUGGAAGGAAAAGACAUCUCAAGAAAAUUUUGAGUCUUCAGCCAUAGCCAGGCCAAUACCGAAGAUUCCUGACCAGACAUGGGUACAGUGUGAUGAGUGUCUUAAGUGGAGGAAGCUUCCUGGCAAGGUUGAUCCAUCUACAUUACCUGCAAGAUGGUUUUGUUACUAUAACUCCCAUCCAAAGUACAGGAGAUGCUCUGUUCCAGAGGAACAAGAACUCAUCGAUGAAGACCUAUACUUGAGCAAAGCUAAGAAACAAGAUCAAGCCCUUGAGAGGAAGAAGCUGCUGGUGGACAAUGAGAACCACCAGGUAUUUGUUAAUCCACUGAAGAUCCCUGCUAUUCAAAAUGUGGAUGAAUUGAACAAUAAGACAAUCGGAUAUGAGGGAAUCGAUACUCCUAGCCGGCCUCCAUCUGUUGGAGAAGAGAGCAGGACACCUUCUCUUCAGCUUAAGCCUCUGGACUCCAGUGUUUUUCAGUUUUCCAGCAAGUACAAAUGGAUUCUGGGAGAGGAGCCGGUAGAGAAACGCAGAAGGCUCCAGAAUGAGAUGACAACACCUCCUCUAGAUUAUUCCAUGCCUGGCCCUUACAGGAGGGCUGAGGCAGCUGCCGCCUACCCAGAAGGGGAGAACAGCCACGAGAAAUCCAGUUCGGAGAGAAGCACCCCGCCAUACCUUUCUCCAGAAUACCCAGAAGCAAGCAAGAAUAGCAGUCAGAGCCGGGAGGUUACAGUGCUGUAUUCAGGGGCCCCAGACCACCACCAGGGGUCCCUGCUCCACGAAGAAUUAGAAGACCAGAUGCCCAGGUUGGUAGCAGAAGAGUCUAACAGAGGCAGCACAAACAAGGAGGAGGCACACAAGGGACCUUUUGUAGCUGUGGUCGGCGUCGCCAAAGGCGUCCGAGAUUCGGGGGCUCCCAUCCAGCUGAUCCCCUUCAACAGAGAGGAGCUGGCCGAGAGGAGAAAAGCCGUGGAGUCCUGGAACCCAGCACCCUACUCCUCUGGGGCCUCCGGCGCAGCCCCAGCUACGGCCGCUGGGGGACCAGGCAGAGGCUUCGACGAGAGCGGAGGCCACAGCGCGCCCAAGAUGAAGAACCACAGGGAGCUAGAAGAACUGAAAAGAACCACAGAAAAACUGGAACGUGUUUUGGCCGAGCGGAAUUUGUUCCAGCAAAAGGUGGAGGAGCUGGAACAGGAGAGGAAUCACUGGCAUUCCGAAUUCCAGAAAGUCCAGAGUGAAUUGGUAACCUACACCACCCAGGAGACCGAAGGCUUAUACUGGAGCAAGAAACACAUGGGCUAUCGCCAAGCUGAAUUCCAGAUUCUGAAAGCUGAGCUGGAGAGAACCAAGGAAGAAAAGCAGGAACUGAAAGAGAAACUGAAGGAGACAGAGACACACCUGGAAGUGCUGCAGAAGGCUCAGGUCUCCUACCGGACCCCAGAGGGAGAUGACCUAGAAAGGGCUUUGGCCAAGCUUACGCGGCUGCGUAUCCACGUCAGCUAUCUCCUUACUUCUGUCCUCCCUCACUUGGAGCUUCGUGAGAUCGGGUUUGACUCAGAACAAGUGGAUGGGAUCCUGUAUACGGUGCUGGAGGCAAAUCACAUACUGGAUUGAGCACCGGACUAUAUACUCUAUAUACCCUUCUGUACCCUACCCUGCUCUUUUGUCUUCUCUGGUCUUCUCUUAUCUUCACUUCUUCCUCCCCUCCCUCCCCUUCUCCCCCUCUCUCUCCUUGUGUGUGUGGUCUCUUUCUCCUUCUCACCUUUAUGCCUUAUGUAGAGAAUAUUUGAGUAAAUCCUGGCUCUUACUCAGUCUGCUUCUUAUUCAGUUUUCGUGUGGAGAAAGAGGCUAGUUUCAUAGGCUUUCAGGAGUUCCAGGAACAGAAAAGCAAUAGUCACCAAGCCAGGUGACCUGAAAGCUUUAAUUUUCAUGACGUAGAUACUUGACCUGUUUCAUAUCCUUUCUGAAAUGGUUUGUAUGCACUUAGGUUCAAUCAGUCAGCAAAUACUGUGUCCAAUGGAGUAGGUGUUGGGAGAUAAAUUAAGAAGUAUAAUUCAUGGUUUCAGCCUUCAAGAAUCUGAACAACCUAGUUGGAAACACAGGACACAUACCACAUUAACUAACUGGUACAAGUGAGUGGUACAGACAUGGUAGGGAGGUUCUGGGGGAGGAAGGUGAAGGAAGGCUUCACAUCAGAAAUGGGACCUAAACUUAGAUUUGUUUUAAGAACAAGCAUGACCAUGCUGGCAACAGUGGCAACAAUGGUGGUUCUUUAGAUGAUAGGACUAUGGUUGAUAUUUUUUUCUUCUUGCUAUCUUCCUGCCUUUUUCAAAUUUUCUAUAAUAAACCCAUUAUUCGUCUUACAUUGGAAAAAAAUAAAUUGUUUUUAAAAAGAA
Molecule: messenger RNA, 3852 nt
Organism: Canis lupus familiaris (dog)
Lineage: Eukaryota; Metazoa; Chordata; Mammalia; Carnivora; Canidae
Gene: MORC4
Product: MORC family CW-type zinc finger 4
Exons: 17
Coding region: 263-3070 (935 amino acids)
Cellular component (GO): nucleoplasm; nucleus
Molecular function (GO): zinc ion binding; ATP hydrolysis activity
Source: RefSeq, a predicted model, not a curated record